ACUACCCACUACAGGGGGAACUACAGUUGCUGGAAGGUGAGUUUGCCUCAAGGCUGCAAAACUUUACAAAGUGCUCCCCUUGAUGGAAGGGGGCCCUGCCUGCAGAAACACCCAGAUGCCCAGCAGUCAAUCCAUGGUGAAGAAAUCAAAGAUGAGAGGCCAGGGAGUGAGGGAACAGGGUUGCCAGUUGGGCACACCCGACACCCCUCCCAGAAACUUCCCAAGGAACAAGCCCAGAAAUUGGGCCUCUGCUGCCCUCUAAUGGAGGAAAGCAAGCCUCUAGAGCUGCCUACCGGGGCCCAGCCAUCCUGGCUCUCCUAAAGAAAAGGGGACAUGAAGGACCUUCCUGCCCCCAGAAUUUUUAUUCCCCUAGAGUCUCGAGCUUCAUUUCCUACAGCCUCAGAAGCUGAAACUUCUCUCCUUCCAAGCGCCCCUGGCCAUCUUGUUUCCCGAUCACCACCCUCCAUCCUGUUUCCCCAGUUUCCUUUGUUGCCCAGGUUCUGAUUCUGGUACCCUGGUUCCCGGCCCUGCCAGAGUUCUGGUUCCAGAAGGCUCUUGCCAGGUGCCUUGGGCCUAGCUCCCACCUGGGAGCAAGGCAGCGCUGAAGACAUGGGCAUGAGUGUCCCCCAGUGCCUGGGGCAACUGCACAUCCGCAAGGGUGUAGUGGGCUUGGCCACAGGUGCUGGGUUCAUCUACCUGCUCUACAAGGCCAUCAAGGCUGGCAUAAAAUGCCAACCGCCCCUCUGCACCACCUCACCAAUCUGCAUCGCCCGUGAGUGUACGGGCCCUGGGGAGAGGGCUCUGCCCCAGGAGGCACCUGCUCCCGAGGCCUCCAGUGUGGGAGGGCCCAAAGGCCUGGCAAUCGAGCGAGAGCGGCACGGGCGGGACUCAGGUGAACUCCGGAGGCUCCUCAACUCUCUGGAGUGCAAACAGGAUGAGUACGCCAAGAGCAUGAUCCUGCACAGUAUCACGCGCUGUGUGUACUUGCUGGAGGCCGAGGCCUCUGCUUGUACUACUGAUGACAUCGCAUUGUUGGGCUCCAUGCUGGAUGACAAGGACAACAGUGUCAAAAUCCAAGCUCUGAACACACUUAAAGCUUUCUCUGGCAUCAGAAAAUUCAGGCUUAAAGUCCAGGAACACUCCAUCAAGGUCCUGGAACUGAUCUCCAGCAUCUGGGAUUCCGAGCUGCACAUUGCAGGCCUCAGACUCCUCAACAACCUCCCACUGCCUGACUAUGUGCAUCCACAGCUGAGACGGGUGAUGCCUGCCUUGAUGGAGAUCCUGCAGUCGGACUAUAUCCUGGCACAGGUGCAAGCCAUUCGAUUGCUGAGCUACCUGGCACAGAAGUAUGAUCUUCUCUAUGAUAUUCUCAACUGCCAGGUGCAUGCCAACUUCCUGAAACUGUUUCAGUCCACACAGCCAGGGAGUCUGCUGUUUGAGGUCCUGGUGUUUGCCGAGCGGCUAAGUGAGGGCCGGAAUUCACCCCACUACCGUGCCGUGAAGUGGCAUUACAACGAACAGUCGCUGCACGAAGCCCUUUUUGGGGAUGAGUCACGACUGGCAGACCGGCUGCUCGCUCUGGUCAUCCACCCUGAGGAGGAGGUUCAGAUCCAGGCCUGCAAGGUCAUAGUCAGCCUGCAGUGCUCCCAGGAUGUGGGAGUCCGGCCCUCCGUCUGCCAGCCCAGCCGUUCCUACUUUAAUAGCGGGGAAUAAAAUUAAGGAGAGCCAAUAAAUGACUAUGGGAGAAAAGCGUGAGGAGCAGUUUCUGUUUAGGGCCUUCCAGGGGCUGGGUGGGGAUUUCAGCCGGCCUGAUUGCUACAUGGAGCAUGGCAAAGCAUGGGAACAUCUCCCAGAACACAUCCCCACUUCUCUGCUUAGGGGACAGAUUCCCUUCUACCCCUGCUGCUUUUAAAAUUUGAAUGUGGAGCCAGUGCUUUAAGGGAGUUUUAGGGAGAAGGCACGUCUCGGGGACAGAGGCCAAAGAUAAUCAGCAGGAGACAGUAUUGCAUGGGCUUACUCAGCACGGGCCAGGCUGUGCCACAGUAACAAACAGCCUCCAAAUUUUAGUGGCUUAAAAAUGACAAAGUUGUUUUUUUUUUUUUUAAGUUUAUUUAUUUAUUCAUUGGUGCAGAAUGAGAGGGAGAGAGAGAGAGGAAGAAUCCUAAGCAGGCUCCACACUGGCAGCACAGAGCCCAGCGUGAGGCUUGAACUCAUGAACCGUGAGAUCAUGACCUGAGCUGAAACCAAGAGUCGGAGGCUUAACCAACUGAGCCACCCAGGUGCCCCGACAAGGUUAUUUCUUAUUCCUACUCCAUGCCUACAGCUGGGGCGAUAGAGGGACAGGUGUCUCUUCCAAAUCCUCUUCUCUCUGUGACCAAGGCUGAGGGUGGAUCUUCACUGUGUAUCUACAACUCCUAGAGAAGGAAAAGGGAAGGUGGCAGUGAUCACUGGCUCUUGAAAGUUACACCAGAGGGGCGCCUGGGUGGCUCAGUCGGGUAAGUGACCGACUUCAGCUCAGGUCACGAUCUCCUGGUUGGUGAGUUUGAGCCCUGCGUCGGGUUCUGUGCUGACAGCUCAGAGCCUGGAACCUGCUUCGGAUCCUGUGUCUCGCUCUCUCUCUGCCCCUCCCCCGGUCACACUCUGUCUUUCUGUCUCUCUCAAAAAUAAAUAAACAUUAGGGGCGCCUGGGUGGCUCAGUCGGUUGAGCGUCCGACUUCAGCUCAGGUCACGAUCUCACGGUCCGUGAGUUCGAGCCCCGCGUCAGGCUCUGGGCUGAUGGCUCAGAGCCUGGAGCCUGCUUCCAAUUCUGUGUCUCCCUCUCUCUCUGCCCC
This is a messenger RNA of Neofelis nebulosa (Clouded leopard), 2831 nucleotides long. It is a transcript of the gene ARMC12, whose product is annotated as armadillo repeat containing 12. The transcript is spliced from 6 exons. The record is from RefSeq and is a predicted model, not a curated record. Gene Ontology annotation, cellular component: nucleus. Bases 610 to 1713 code for a protein of 367 amino acids. NCBI's taxonomy places the organism in Eukaryota, Metazoa, Chordata, Mammalia, Carnivora, Felidae.